ACAAUCACUUAAGCCAAGUAGCAAACACUCCUACGCAGCUAGAGCAUUCAUUAUACUUUGGUGCUGAAAGAAAGAAUAUAUAUAUUUUUUUAUUUUAAGAAUACUGUUAAUCUAUAAUAUUACAAAGAAAGAAAGCCAAACAAAAGAUGAAUUUUUUCAGGGGAGUGAUAGGUCAGCCUGCGGGACCGCAGCCGUCUGGUGCCGAGACGAUUCAAAAGCUGUGCGACAGGGUGGCCUCCUCCACUCUGCUGGACGACCGCAGGGAUGCAGUUCGUGCUCUCAAAUCACUGUCCAGGAAAUACCGUUUGGAGGUUGGCACACAAGCUAUGGGGCACUUGAUUCGUAUACUGCAAACUGACAGGUCAGACUCUGAGAUUAUUGGUUAUGCAUUGGAUACAUUGUACAAUGUCGUCUGCAAUGAUGAAGAGGAGGAACAAGAUGAAUCAGAAGAGGAGGGCUCGCAGAAGCAGGCAGAUGACCUCGGAGCUCAGUUCACAGAUAUCUUCAUCAAAGAGCCAGAAAACGUCACGCUCAUACUGACUCUCUUGGAGGAGUUUGACUUUCAUGUGCGAUGGCCAGGAGUGAAGCUGCUCACCGCGCUGCUGAAGAACCAGAGCUCCCAGGUGCAGGGGAUCAUCUUGGUCAGCCCAAUGGGUGUUUCCAGACUGAUGGAUCUAUUAGCUGACUCCAGAGAAGUCAUUCGAAAUGAUGGUCUGUUGCUACUUCAACAACUGACUAAAGGAAAUGCUGCCAUUCAGAAAAUUGUCGCGUUUGAAAAUGCGUUUGAAAGACUUCUUGAUAUCAUUGCAGAGGAGGGCACAAGUGAUGGGGGCAUUGUGGUAGAGGACUGUCUGCUUUUGUUGCUGAACCUCCUCAAGAACAACAGCUCCAACCAGAACUUCUUUAAGGAAGGCUCUUAUAUCCAGCGCAUGAAGCCCUGGUUUGAGGUGGGAGAUGACAACUCUGGUUGGUCGGCCCAGAAGGUCACCAACCUUCAUCUCAUGUUGCAGCUGGUGAGGGUGAUGGUUUCUCCUAUGAACUCUCCUGGAGCCACCAGCAGCUGCCAGCGAAGCAUGCACCAGUGUGGCCUUCUGCAGCAGCUCUGCAGCAUCCUCAUGGCUACUGGCGUCCCUGCAGACAUCCUUACCGAGACUAUUAAUACUGUAUCAGAAGUUAUCCGUGGUUGUCAGGCCAACCAGGACUACUUUUCAUCAGUAAAUGCCCCCUCCAAUCCUCCCAGGCCAGCGAUUGUGGUGCUGCUGAUGUCCAUGGUGAAUGAGAGGCAGCCCUUCGUCCUGCGCUGCGCUGUGCUCUACUGCUUCCAGUGUUUUCUCUACAGAAACCUGAAGGGCCAGGCUGAGAUCGUUGCCACACUGCUGCCAUCCACUAUAGAUGCGAACUCCAUCUCUGCUGGCCAGCUGCUGUGUGGCGGUCUGUUCUCCACAGACUCUCUGUCCAACUGGUGUGCUGCCGUAGCGUUGGCCCAUGCCCUGCAAGACAACCUCAUCCAGAAGGAGCAGUUACUGCGAGUGCAGCUGGCCACCAGCCUGGGCAACCCCCCUGUCUCCCUGCUGCAGCAGUGCACCAACAUCCUGUCGCAGGGCAGUAAGGUUCAGACAAGGGUAGGACUGCUCAUCCUGCUCUGCACCUGGAUCAGCAGCUGUCCCAUUGCUGUCAUGCACUUCCUGCACAAUCAGGACAACGUUCCAUUUCUGACAGGCCAGAUCUCAGAGAACCUGGGAGAAGAUGAGUGUCUGGUGCAGGGCCUGUGUGCUCUGCUGUUGGGCAUCUGCAUCUACCACAACGACAACUCCUUGGAGAACUACACCAAAGAGAAGCUGAAGCAGCUGAUAGAGAAGCGCAUCGGGAAAGAGAACUUCGUGGAGAAGCUGGGCUUCAUUAGCAAGCACGAGCUGUACUCCAGAGCAGCCCAGAAGCCGCAGCCAGCCUUCUCCAGCACGGAGCAGAUGCUGUUCGACCAUGAGUUCACCAAGCUGGUGAAGGAGCUAGAGGGGGUUAUCACAAAAGCUGUGCACAAGUCCAGUGAGGAGGAGAAGAAGGAGGAGGAGGUGAAGAAGACCCUGGAACAGCAUGACAGUAUUGUCACUCAGUAUAAGGAGCUCAUCAGAGAGCAGGAUGCACGGAUAAAUGAACUCAAAGACCAGGUUUCAUCGAUGGCCUCCCAGAACGAAGAGAUGCAGGUGACAAUCGCUCAACAGCUGUUACAGAUACAGCAGCAGAAAGACCAGUACAACAUCCUGAAGCUCAAGCUGGGGAGUGACAGUCGGCAGCUUAGCAAUCAGAGUGAAGAGGCACGGAUAAACAGCCAACUGCUGAAGGAGGAAGUGGAGGAGCUUCAGCAACAGUGUUCACAGCUCCAGAGUCAGCUGACAGAAAAGGACACCCUCAUUGCAGGCCUGAAAUCGGAGAGAAUGCAGGCAAUAGAAACUGUCGCUGGAGGGCCAGAAAAUCCAGAACUCCUUAAGGAACUGGAAUUAUUGAAAAGCAAAGUUGAGUCUCAGACCACAGAGAUUGGCCAGCUGCAGGCAGAGAAAGCAGAGUUACUGAAGAAAGUGGAGUCUGUGGCCUCAGACCCAGCAUUGCCUGCAGCUGUUGGCCAAAUCAAUGAGCUAGAGAAACGACUGACUUCCCAGAAUGCAGAGGUUGAAAAACUCAAGGAAGAAAUGAAGAGUUUAUCAGAAUCAAGGACCAGUCUUGAGCAACAGCUAGCAACCGCUAACAGUACUGUGGCCAUCCUACAGACGGAAAAAAACAGACUGCUGCAGGAAGUGAUUGAGUCAAAAAAGGAGCAAGAUGACCUCCUCAUGCUAUUGGCAGAUCAAGACCAAAAGAUCCUGACAUUGAAAAACAAGCUAAAGGAUCUAGGAGAGCCAAUUGAAGACGAAGAUGACUUGGACUCCAAGGACCAAUUUGAUGAUGAGGAAGAAGAGGAAUAUGAAGAUGAUAAUGAAUAGAAAACAUCAAUACAGAAAGACAAAGGACAUUGCUGCACCAGAUAAUACACUAUUACAGGAAUGGAAGAGAGAGGUCCUCGGACCCAUUUUCAUUUUUUAUGUCCUGUCACAAUUUUAGUGUUAAAGUUUUAAACUUUUCCCCCACUGCAACCAAGCCCAAAGACCCAUAUCCUUUGAGCAUUAAUUUCAGCUGUGCAUUUCAGCAGAUUGAUCACAAGAACAAGGCAUGCGAGUUUCAUGGUAUGCAUCAAACCUUUCAACACCUUGUUCUAUAUGCAACUCCUUAUGAGCUGAAGGUGAUGUUGCAACAGUGAACAAUUUCACCACUCCAAAGGAUGGAGUAUGGAGUGUCCAGCAGUGGUAGAAUCCAGCUAUGCUUCUUUUGCACUGCUCCUGGGCACAGGACAUCCUUUAAUUCCCUGAGGAAACAAUGCUCUUUAAGAUGUGCCUUUCGCCGUUAGCUUGACUGGAACACACUUGCUUAUUUUUGAGUUUAAAGACUCAGAAUCAGGACUGCAGUGUAACGUGAUGAUCUCAACAGGCAAACGAGAAAUAUUUUUGCAAAUAUUGCAAAAUGCAGAGUCCAUGAUUUUGUAAGCUAAGGAAAAUAAAGUUUUCCUGUAGGAAACAAGUGUGCAAAUGUAAGACUGGUGACCACUUUAAGAAAUGUAUUUACUAUGUUUAGUAACAUGUGAGACUAUCAGAACUCUUCAUCUGAAUUACCAUUAUCUUCUUGUAGAGGUUUUGCUGUUUAAGAAAAUAAAUGAAUAUUUAUCAGGGACAAAGACAACAUACACCAUUAAGAGGCUGCCAUUGAAUUUACAAUGUUUUCAUUAAUCAGUACCCUCAAAAUAAUGAACUGUACCCUUCAAUGAAUAGUGUAGGACAUACUCUUAUCAAAUGAGUAAUACCAACCCAAGAAUUGAUUAUUCAAACCUUCAAUUUAGUAAAGAAAACUCAAAUAAGUGAUUAAUACUGUUAUUGCUGGCAAAAUGGCUUACAUAUGUGAAAGGAAAAUGCAUGGCUUAUAUCAGCAAUAGUUGGUUCUAGAUACACAACCUAAUAUGACUCCAUAAAAUUUAACUGUCUUUUUUGCUAACUGCUUUUUUUCCUGGAAAAAUGUCCAUGUUUUGAGUGUGUUCUGCUGUGUUACGGCAAGUAGAAAACAAUGACCAAUUCAUUGGUAUGCUUGAUAAUAAUAAUUACAUUCAAAUACAUUUUCAUUUUAGGGUAUGAGGGUGUCAAUUAAUGUGAAGAUUGUUCUUUGGAUUUAUUUAUUUUAUUGGUAUGACCUUUUUGGAGUUGUGUAAAACAAUGCAAAUACAGUUUUCACCA
This is a messenger RNA of Megalops cyprinoides (Indo-Pacific tarpon), 4310 nucleotides long. Its product is annotated as general vesicular transport factor p115-like. Gene Ontology annotation, molecular function: protein binding. The record is from RefSeq and is a predicted model, not a curated record. NCBI's taxonomy places the organism in Eukaryota, Metazoa, Chordata, Actinopteri, Elopiformes, Megalopidae. Bases 147 to 2975 code for a protein of 942 amino acids. The transcript has 25 exons. Gene Ontology annotation, cellular component: Golgi stack; Golgi membrane; cytoplasm. Gene Ontology annotation, biological process: endoplasmic reticulum to Golgi vesicle-mediated transport; transcytosis; intracellular protein transport.